Molecule: messenger RNA, 1881 nt
Organism: Ilyonectria robusta
Lineage: Eukaryota; Fungi; Ascomycota; Sordariomycetes; Hypocreales; Nectriaceae
Product: heterokaryon incompatibility protein-domain-containing protein
Exons: 2
Coding region: 1-1881 (626 amino acids)
Source: RefSeq, a predicted model, not a curated record
AUGCGCCUCCUCAACGCCAGGACGCUCCGCCUCGAGUCUUUCGUCGGUCAGGCCCCGCGAUACGCAAUCUUGUCGCACCGGUGGGGCGACGCCGAGCUGCUCUUCCAAGAUGCCGUCCAUGAUGGUUGGCAGCACCGCAUCUCGUCCCCGGCCGCGACCAAGGUGAAGAGCGCCUGCGCCCGCGCCGUUGUCGACCAUCUCGACUACAUCUGGAUCGACACCUGCUGCAUCGACAAGGGCAGCAGCGCCGAGCUGUCGGAGGCCAUCAACUCCAUGUUUCUGUGGUAUCACGAGGCUGUCGUGUGCUAUGCCUAUCUCGCCGACGUAGACAAGGACGAUAGGUACGGCUUCGCCCUCAGCCAAUGGUUCAAGCGUGGCUGGACUCUCCAGGAGCUCAUCGCCCCCGAGGUGGUGGCCUUUUACGACUGCAAUUGGACAUACAUAGGCGAUAGGAACGCCAUGGCCCGCACCAUCUCGGAAAUCACCAGCAUCCAUGAGCCAGUCCUAGCUCGGAAGCAGCCCGUUGCAUCCAACGCCCACGACCUCAUACAAUGGCAGCGCCACCACCACCGAGACUACCGCCUACGGUCCAUCCUUAGCUCCUACAGCGUGGCGGCCCGCCUAUCCUGGGCAGUGGGCAGAGAGACCUCACGGGAAGAGGAUACAGCGUACAGCCUCCUAGGACUCUUCGACGUCAACAUGCCUCUCUUGUAUGGGGAGGGUGAUAAGGCCUUCCAACGCCUGCUCCACGAAAUUAUACGGUAUACCGGAGACCCGUCCGUUCUGGUCUCCUGGGGUGCCGGCGCCCCGUUGCGCCAGAAUCCCUCUCACUAUGAGUACAGCGGGAGUGUAAGAUGGCUAGAAGCACAAGGGUCAGCAUCUUCGAGGGUCUCGGUCACAAACCCCCGAACUCUCGCCAUCGAGGCCCUGAACUGUCCCUGUGUCGUGUAUGCUGCAGGAGACAUCGUCGUCAAGGGCCACUUUGUCGUUGCAAUAGUCGAUUGCAUCUUCGAUGGUAGCCAAUCAAGGAUUGGUAUAAUUCUACGAAGACGGGGGAUAGGCAAGGUCUUUGAGCAAUAUCAGGAAUUGCCAUUCGUCCAGCUAGAGCCUCACCCACAGGGCAAAGUCAUUGGCUCCAUGUCCAGUUUAACCAUCACAAAAGUCUCGUUCAAAGAGGGGGAUGCACAGUUUGGACGUUUGCAGGUUGCAUUGACAGAGACGUAUCCAGCAGCACGCGGGAACCCUAAACUCUUCGUCACCCCACUAGUUCAGCCACCGACUCUUCACUACACCCUCGGUACCUCGGAGCUAGUUUCCGACGACUUACACAUUGUAGACAGUGAUGUCGGGGUAUUCGUGGUGGAAAACGAAAUGUCGCGGGGCUUCUUUCUCAUCUGGGGCUAUGGCCACCUGGACGAAGACGCCGGGAUGGAGCUAGAAAGCAAGGCUGAAGGCGUGAAACAUAUCAAGCCAUGGUGUCGAGUCCUCCCCUGGAAGGGGGCUAUGCCCGGGGCUUCGCGGACUGAGGUGCAUCUGCAAGGGGAGCCAGACAUCUUCGUGCUGGAUCGCGAUCCCGUGGAACUUUUCUCGGCGCGGGAGACGUUUGUGGAGAUGAUGAAUCGGUUCCGGACCAAACGCAGCGACGGACGACUGGUAGACCUGGGAGACGUUGUGGUCAGGGCGACGUUCCGGCCCAAUACAUUCCUCGGCUACACGCAGUACAGCCUCGUGGUCGAGAUUGAGCCGGCACGCGCACAGGGCCGAGAGCCAGUGAGAGUGCCGAUGGGAUAUCCGUGGAAGAGGAAGAGGGCCUGGUGGGAACGCUUCAGCCCGCCACUGUUGAUGAUUUCGGCCAAGAAGAAGGCCACUCAGUGGUGUUAG